AAGGAGGUUUAGUCGCUGGACACACACCAAACAAUUUCUACAUUAUUACUUGUAUUUGCAAUAAGCAACUUAACAAUGGGUGAAUUUAACUUGGUUACUUUUUUGGUCGCUCAACUGGGUUCGCUACCCAGUAAACCAUUAAAUUUCUCCGCAGUAGAUACAACCACAAGCAUGGCAGAUUUCAAUUUUACAAACGAGUUUGUUUACACCAAUAUCUCUCAUUUUGUGAAUACUGAAUCAAUAAGUGAUGUGCCAGUCCCAAAGUUUUGGGUUGUUGGGGGAGGGUUCAGAUUUAAUGUACCCUGGAACGCAAGUCAGGAUUCUUCUAUGAGUUACUGUGGUCUAGGAAACUUUCUUGGCAUGUCAAACAUUGACUGUUUAUUUCACAAGAUAAAGCUAACAAGGGGAAAUUUGUCAAUAUUACCCACCCCGGAAGAAGACCAUCUCACUCAAUCUUGCUUUGACCUGUGGGAGCAUUUUGCUGUUCCAGUGUGUCAUGGGUUAAAUUCUACCAAGCUGGACACGGUUAUAACAAAGGAAAAGUAUAGAGAGUAUAUGUCAGGAACCAUUAAGUCUCUUAUCGCCAACAAUGUGGAUCAUUAUUGGCUUUAUGUGUUAUAUUACUUCUCGAUGGGGAUGAAUGACCAGUUUUUUGUCGGGGACCCUUACGACGUCCAUGUACACGUGAGGAAAAAUCUAGCCACUAUCUCCGACUCAUGUAUUCAAAGUUACAUGACCGGUUCAACUGUCAAGUCGAAGUGGGACAAAUUUGUUUCCAAUGGGCACAACUUUUACAAAAACGAUACUGACUACUUAAACUGGGGGUUGGAUCAGGGGUGUUUUGGAUUAUGGGAUACUCGAGUAUUGCAAUAGUGACAGAUUUUCAUUGGCAGUUAAAGCUGCAGCAGAAAGGAUAGCUAUGUCGAAAGAUUUUGUCCAUAGACAAUUUGUCCCUGAAAUUGACGUAUGGUUGCAAUAUUAUUUUCCGGGAACGUCAUGGAACUCUGCCCCAUUUACAACAUUGCUACCAGCAGCGGCAACCCAUGGACAUAGCUUAGAAUACAUGUUGGACAUAGGAGUUCCGGAGCCCUGUAACCGCACCUAUUGUAUCCCCCCACUCAAUCCACGUUACGCUCAUGGAAGUCCUGCAAAGAAGCAAAGAGUAGACAUUAUGCCUUCUGAACCAGAUCCCCCGUCAUCAUCAUCAACCGCCCCCUCGCAGCCCGUACCUGACGAACUUGACUGUUCUGAAGAUGCAGCAGCGGCAACUAAGGAGUGUAUGCACGUAUUUAAUCAUGACACCGGUGAGUAUUCUAGUAUAAUGAUCAACGAAUUAUCUAGGUCGUCACACCCACUAACCCGAAACGAGUAUAUCGAAAUUAAAUAUGUUGAUUAUGCACCGCGUAAAAAAACGUGAUAAAAAGAAUGAGAGGAUGUAAAUUACUUAUAUUUAACAGCGUUGAGCAAAAAGUUUUCCUACUCGGUAAUUUAAACAACGUUAACUUCCCUGAUAACGGAUUGUUUGUCAUAUCUGGAAAUGCUAUACAAACUUACGACUACAUCCAAUAUGUACCGUCCAGGCUCGACAACUUUAACUUAUUACCGUCUGGUGACGAUGAACCAGUUGUAGUUAUGCUUUUACGGAGGCAGAAGGAAGAUCCAGAUAUUCCUAUAUCUGAAUGGGAUUUAUUAAAAGUAGGAAAAAGGUAUGUUUUGGAUUUAAAUGAAAAAAUUACAAUCAAAACUCAAGUGGCAGAGAAGGUUGUGAAUUUAUGGGAUAUUAUAAAGAAAACAAUAGUCGAUAUGCAGAUCUUCGGUCGACAUAAAAAUUUGGACUUACAGUUCUACACCCAGUUAUGUAACAGGUUUCAGGAAUGUAACUUUGUUCUCUAUCAUUCAUUGUAUGAGACUUUAAGACCAGGCGAAACAAUGGGGUGGUGUAGUUCUGUUAAAAAUAUGAUUCCACGACCAUUCAAAUUUGCAAAUUUUAAACGAGGCUCGCCAACUCCAGGUACUGACAAUGAUUGCGAGGUUACAACAUUUUUGACAGACGUAUUGGAGCAUGAAAAUGAGCCAUAUUUGACCACUGAGGGUGUGGUGUCGAAGCCGGUAGGAGGUAGACAGUGUCCUAAGCAACCUGAUAUCGUUGCAACGAAAUUACUAACGGAAAUAGAAUAUGAAAUUUCCUCAAUUAGAAAAGAAUUCAACAAUAGUUUCAGCAUUCCUGAGUACCCAUUGGGACGAUUUAGUGAACACAUAGCAAAUUUCAUAAGCUUAGAUUCAAUGGAAAGCAAGAGGUUGGGGGAAAAAUUGGGCCCACUACAAAUAGUCGAACAUCCUUUAUUUCAAUAUGCUAGAGGAAUUAUUUGUUCAGUUUGCAGAGAAAGGGUUCAUUCAUCCCCCCAUACCAUAAAAACACAAGCAAGAGAUGCAUUAAUGCAAGAGGAGGGCUAUUAUGGUAGCGACGAAAAAAGAACUACGUAUUACGUCCUAGGCCAUCUUGAAAAGAAUGUGCACCUUCAGUCAAUUCUACAUUACGUACGUAAUAAAAGAAGAAACUUCCUAGCAGACAGAAAUUUACGACCUAAAUAUCUUCCCACGGAAGGAACUGACAUACAAAAACUAGAAAAUCAUUUCAAAGCUGCAUACGGUAUGGUCAGGUUAGGGCUAGCACCUUCAAACUAUUAUACUCUUACAUCAAUAAUAAAAAGCACUGGAGGGGUGGUUGGUCCUCAUCUUGUCAGUCCAAAGUCAGCAUUCAAUAUGAUAAGUUUUAUGGCACAAGAAAUCAAAUCUAGCGUGGUUUCAUACCUAAUUGAAAAGAACAGACCUUUUUCCCUAAUGAUGGACGGAACGUCCGACCUUCAAAAUAGGCAUUUGAUUGUUAUAUUCAUUCAGACACACGAAGGGAACAGACCUCAAACUUACCUUUGGAGGCUUGGAGAAAUGAAGGGAGGUUCUACUGCACAAGAUUACAUUAAUUUGAUUGAUACUUAUGUUAAACAAGAAACAAUUGAAUUUCAAUCUUAUUUUAUGAGAAGGAUGGUAAGUCUAAUAACUGAUGGCGAAAAUACAAUGAAAAAGUUCCACAGAGACUUUGAUCAAUAUUACAAAAAGAAAUCAUACAACGGGGAGGUAAUUAAACUCGUUCAUAUUCUAUGCUUGGCUCACAAACUUAAUUCAGCAACAAGAGCUGCCCUGAUACCACUAAAAAGGGACACAGAUUUAGGGCCUGAAAAUUGUUUACCAUCAUUUGCUAAUGUUGAACUUGUAUUAAACUCAGUAGCCACGUGGAUAAAAAUUGCUCAUACAAGAAUAUCAGCAUUCCGUGCUAUGCAAGAGUCUCUAGAUUUACCAAAAAUUCAACUCAUGCGAAUUUUUGAAGGAAGGUGGGUAGCUUCUGAAUACCGCAGUAUAGAUAACUUUAUAGAAUCACUUCCAACUUUAAUUGGAGUUCUGCAAGACAUGGCCACGGAUCCUACUCUGCAAGCAAAUAUCAGGGACGACGCAAACAAAAAGUUGAACGAAGUUAGGGACCCCCGUUUCAUCUUUGUUCUUCAUGCAUUGCUUGAUUUUACAUACACAUUUAAACAGUGGUCUAUUUCUAUGCAAAAAUCUGGAGCUUUAGCUAUCGAUCAGUCAGAGGCUUACAAAAACGUAUUGUUGGAUAUGGAUAAACAGGAAAAGUUUGAAGGAGACAUUUUAGUAGGGUACUUGAAAUUAGUUAAAUGUGAGGUCAAUAAUGAGUGGAUACAGGGUUGCACGGUUGAUCAGUACCUGCAGAACACUCAAAUUGUUUUUAAAAAAGAAGUAUUAAAGACAAGUAACAUGCUUCAAAUUUCCUCUCCAGAAAUCUUAAUUCCAGCACUUGCGAAAAAAGCCAAAUCUAAGUUGGAGGACUAUAUUCCUCUCGAACAGCUGAAAGUGUUAGCCAUGUUCAACCCUUCCAAUUUUCCUGUUUCUAAACAAGCACUCUAUACACAAUGGAAUAAUGAGUAUGACUUGUCAAACUUGCAAGUAGUUUGUAACAUGCUGGGGCUUGAGAAUCCAAAGAUGAUUGAAAGUUGGAUCACACUGGUUAGUUCUAUAAUGGACUCUCCACAAUGGGGUCAGACUAGGAAUAUUAGACCGUCAUCUGCGUUUUGGAUGACAGUAAAAAGUGAUACUUCAGUUGAAUGGGAUGCUAACACAAUCGAGUUAGUAAAUAGCGUUACAACAAUCGUCGUUGGAAGUGUCAAAUGUGAAACUGCUUUUUCUGCGGUUAGUCUUAUUAAAAACGCACAUCGUACUACGCUAUCAACUUUAAACCUGGAAGCAAUUUUGCGAGUAAAAAUGCAAGGUCCUAAGCACAUUUUGGAUUUCGAUCCUGUUAAGUAUGCUUGGUUAUGGGUGAGGGCUGGAAAGUUCACACCUGAUAUGGAGCCCCCAAUUGACAAUGAUGAGGAUGAAGAGAAUGUUGAACAGGUUGAUGAGUUUGUGGUAGCAGAAGAGGGAAUCGAUUUUUCCGAAUUUGAUAUGACUCUCUCCGAAGGAGAAAAAAAUGACCCUGAAAACGAACAUGUGCAGUUUACAGACGUAAAUUCGGAUAGCGUACUAUACUAAACAUACUGUGAAUAUUUAUAUUAUAAACUUAGCAAUAUAAAGCUUAUAAAAUUACUAAUGACGAUACAUUUUUGUAUAAAAUAAGAAUUUGAGAAAAAACUGUAAUUGUGACUUAGGAUAAAUUAUUAAAUAGAAAAAUAAAUAAUUGUACAA
This is a messenger RNA of Folsomia candida, 4755 nucleotides long. RefSeq lists its product as uncharacterized. The coding region runs from base 1426 to 4602 and encodes 1058 amino acids. NCBI's taxonomy places the organism in Eukaryota, Metazoa, Arthropoda, Collembola, Entomobryomorpha, Isotomidae. The record is from RefSeq and is a predicted model, not a curated record. The transcript is spliced from 4 exons.